Molecule: messenger RNA, 2375 nt
Organism: Monopterus albus (swamp eel)
Lineage: Eukaryota; Metazoa; Chordata; Actinopteri; Synbranchiformes; Synbranchidae
Gene: tmem86a
Product: transmembrane protein 86A
Exons: 3
Coding region: 117-830 (237 amino acids)
Cellular component (GO): membrane
Molecular function (GO): hydrolase activity
Source: RefSeq, a predicted model, not a curated record
CCCACUGGAAAGGACACAAAAACAAUCUACAGCUCUCAUGCGGUAGGAUAUAAACAGGACGACAUAAACCGAUUUUAGAUAGUAUAUACGUUUUCACCGACACCGCAGAAGGAGAAAUGGUUUCUCCAGUAACAGUGGUCAAGAGUGAAGGCCCGAAGCUUGUGCCGUUCCUCAAGGCAACCUGUGUAUACUUUGUCCUGUGGCUGCCUACCUCAAGCCCAUCCUGGUUCAGUGCCCUGAUUAAAUGUCUGCCCAUCUUCUGCCUCUGGGUCUUUCUACUAGCACAUGGCUUUAGCUUCCUGUGUGCUCAUGCCAGUGCCCGCAGGAUCUUGGCUGGCCUCAUCUUUUCUGCUCUGGGUGAUGCCUUUCUCAUCUGGCAGGAGCAGGGCUACUUCGUCCAUGGCCUCCUGAUGUUUGCCAUCGCCCACAUCCUCUACUCGUCCGCCUACGGGAUGAAGCCCCUUAACUUGUGCGCUGGCCUUGUGUAUACUGCUGUGUCCUCUCUGAUCUACAUCCUGCUGUACCCCUACCUGUGUGGCCCCUUCACCUACCUCGUCGGCGUCUACACCAUUCUGAUUGGCUUCAUGGGCUGGCGGGCCACCGCAGGCCUGCAGCUUGCCAACGACCUGUGGACCUGGACCAAGCUGUCCGCUUGCAUUGGCGCUGUGCUCUUCAUUGCCUCCGAUGUCACCAUCGCUGUCAACAAGUUCUGCUUCCCUGUGCCCUAUUCACGCACUAUCAUCAUGGCCACCUACUAUGCUGGCCAGAUGCUGAUAGCACUGUCAGUUGUUGAGUGCCAAGAUGUGGAGGUGGCCAGGAAGAGAAUAUGAGGUAACAAGGUGUCUGCAGCGACCGGGCAUGAGGCUGGGAAAGUGGCAGCUGAUCCUCCUCAGGCCCUCAGUGAUUAUGGACACAUCUCACUACCAGGUCCCCAGUCCUCAGCCCUGGUGUGGUGUUCCCACACUAUCAUUACCAUGGCAGCUGGUCCACUACAGCCUUCACAUGGCUAUUGCCUUACUGCCCCACCAGUAGAGAAAGAUAUAAUAUAUUAGGUCUUUGCUGACAACAGUCCUGUCUGGCUCCUCCAAUCCUAGAAUGGUUGUCUCUCUUCCCUAGUUACCAUGGAGACACGUGUAGUAAUAUUAACCUGCUAUAUGUAGAGUAAUACUUCUAACUGGUAUGUUUUAAUUUAAGGGGAACAUGCCAGUGGGGACCUUCAAGGAGUGUGCAUGGGAGAGUGAUUGUGUGUGUGUGUGUUUAUGUGUGUUAGAGUACCAGUCUUACUUUGCUCUCCACACAGUACCAUUACAGUCACCACACUGACAACACACACGUCUACUUUAUGUGGUCCAAUAAUACAGUGUAACCCCUAAUUUCUGCCAUUUGUUUUGCUGCCUGAGACCUUGUUAGAAAUUUUUUUUUUUUUGGACUUUACUGACUUACCUGUGUUGAUGCUUUGUGUUUUCCUGAUUUAAGGGUGCUGUUCUUAAAGCCAGGAACAUAUCCACACCCGAUUUUUCUAUCUGCAGUCCCUUCCAUUUCAUUUAGGGAAACUACACUGCCAUUCAUUCACUCACUGUCUCUGUGAAUUUUUUGUCUGUUAGAAUGUUCCUGAAGAGACAAAGAAAUAAGGCGAUGAUGUGGAAAGACAGGGAGAGCAGGUUAUGUGACUACAAGAACCACUUGUAUUGUAGAUUUUAAUGGGAGGCAGAGAAGGUUGGAGUUAACUUCCUGUUAACUUUUUACUGGCAUCCUGCUGUGUAAACACAGCAAACACUGUGAUCAUAGAUGGCCAUUGUAGAAACAUCCCAUACAGUACACCAUAUUCUCCUUUUGGUGUGAAGCCUUUCAGAAGCUUUAUAAUGUUUUGCUUGCCAUUUUUUUUUUUUUUUUUUUUUAAAGAAACAUUGGUGCAGGUGUCAACAUGCUUACACACCUGACACUUACAGCCCCUGCUGAUUUAGUUAUUAGGACAAAGUCCACAGGGUUCCUGUUGCUGGAUUAUAUCAGAUGACCCAUGCUGUCAUUGGCCUGGGACUAUGUUUAUGUUAUGGAUACUGAAAAGAAGGGGCUAUGGUAUUACCUGGAAUCUUUUUAUCAACUGUGUAUGUGUGUAGCUGCAUCUCAGAAGGCAUUCACUUACUCUUAGUGACACACACAAAAACAUGCUCAUAAACAUAAAUAUUCUGUGACAGCCUGUCUGAACAUAAUGGGACAUAAGGGAACUGGCUUGUCAUAUGAGGGAAUAGUUAUCCUAUUACUCCCAGUAAUUCUCUCCAACAGGGCACUUCAUUAGAUGCAAAAUCCGUCACAGCUAAUCCCAGUCAGGGUGUCUGGUUGCUUUGUCUUUUCAUCUUUCACAAAUCCCCCCCCCC